Messenger RNA from Plectropomus leopardus (leopard coralgrouper), 594 nucleotides. It is a transcript of the gene dnajc19, whose product is annotated as DnaJ (Hsp40) homolog, subfamily C, member 19. Gene Ontology annotation, biological process: protein import into mitochondrial matrix. The record is from RefSeq and is a predicted model, not a curated record. Lineage: Eukaryota; Metazoa; Chordata; Actinopteri; Perciformes; Serranidae. Gene Ontology annotation, cellular component: PAM complex, Tim23 associated import motor. Gene Ontology annotation, molecular function: ATPase activator activity.
UCUCCGCCAUUUCCGGCAUAAACACAUGCAUGGUCCAAGCUACGAAAACAUGAGAGGUCAAAAGUUAUGAUCCCAAUCUACAGCAGAACCGGAACGUAACACACAAACAUGGCCAGUUCCAUGGUGGCAGUGGGACUGGCUCUGGCUGCAGCUGGAUUUGCAGGUCGAUAUGCCAUGCAGGCUAUUAAGCAGAUGGAGCCUCAGAUGAAACAGGCCCUUCAGAGCUUCCCCUCAACGGCUUUCGGGGGAGGGUACUAUAAAGGUGGAUUUGAUCCAAAGAUGUCCAAGAGAGAAGCUUCCCUGGUUUUAGGUGUCAGUCCCACAGCCAACAGGAAUAAGAUCAGGGAGGCACAUAGAAAACUGAUGAUUCUCAACCAUCCUGACAGAGGUGGAUCUCCCUACUUAGCAGCGAAGAUAAACGAAGCAAAGGAUUUACUGGAAGGCCAGACAAAGAAACAAAUGUGAAGGUGCAGGGGAUGACCCAGACUUGAUUUCACACUGCUCCUCUCCAUGCUGUUGCACUGCACUUGACUUGAGCCAUUACCAGACUUUUCUAAUUGUUCUCAAAUAAAAUCACGCUGUAUAACUUGUUAA